AUGAAUGGUGACACUCAGGCUGCAGUGGUGACCUCACCACCCCCGACCACAGCCCCUCACAAAGAGAGGUACUUCGACAGGGUGGAUGAGAACAACCCAGAGUACCUGCGGGAGAGGAACAUGGCACCUGACCUUCGCCAGGACUUCAACAUGAUGGAGCAGAAGAAGAGAGUGUCCAUGAUCCUGCAGAGCCCUGCUUUCUGUGAAGAGUUGGAGUCGAUGAUCCAGGAGCAGUUUAAGAAGGGGAAAAACCCCACCGGCCUGCUGGCAUUGCAGCAGAUUGCGGACUUCAUGACCACGAAUGCUCCGAGCGUCUACCCGGCCGCCCCGCAAGGAGGGAUGGCUGCCUUGAAUAUGAGUCUUGGUAUGGUGACUCCUGUGAACGACCUGAGAGGAUCUGAUUCUAUUGCCUAUGACAAAGGGGAGAAGUUACUGCGGUGCAAAUUGGCAGCAUUCUACAGACUGGCAGACCUCUUCGGGUGGUCUCAGCUUAUCUACAAUCACAUCACAACCAGAGUGAGCUCCGAGCAGGAACAGUUCCUCAUUGUACCGUUUGGGCUUCUCUACAGUGAAGUGACUGCAUCCAGUUUGGUGAAAAUCAAUCUGCAGGGAGAUGUCGUAGACCGGGGGAGCACUAAUCUAGGCGUCAAUCAAGCUGGCUUCACGCUGCACUCCGCCAUCUACGCCGCGCGGCCAGACGUGAAGUGUGUGGUCCACAUUCACACGCCCGCAGGGGCCGCGGUCUCCGCCAUGAAAUGCGGGCUCCUACCCAUCUCCCCGGAGGCCCUCUCCCUCGGAGAAGUGGCUUACCAUGAUUAUCAUGGGAUUUUGGUUGAUGAAGAGGAGAAGGUUUUAAUCCAGAAAAAUUUGGGUCCUAAAAGCAAGGUCCUCAUCCUCCGGAACCACGGGCUGGUGUCGGUCGGCGAGAGCGUUGAGGAGGCCUUCUACUACAUCCACAACCUCGUGGUGGCAUGUGAGAUCCAGGUCCGAACUCUGGCCAGUUCAGGAGGGCCGGACAACUUAGUCCUCCUGGAUCCGGGAAAAUACAAAGCCAAGUCCCGCUCCCCGGGGGCCCCAGCAGGGGAGAGCACCGCGCCGCCCAAGUGGCUGAUCGGGGAGCAGGAGUUCGAAGCCCUCAUGCGGAUGCUCGACAACCUGGGCUACAGGACUGGCUACCCUUACCGCUACCCGGCCCUGCGAGAGAAGUCCAAGAAGUACAGCGACGUGGAGGUUCCCGCUAGCGUCACCGGCUACUCCUUUGCUAGUGACGGCGAUUCGGGCACUUGCUCUCCUCUCAGACACAGUUUUCAGAAGCAGCAACGAGAGAAGACAAGAUGGCUGAACUCUGGCCGGGGUGACGAUGCCUCUGAGGAAGGGCAGAACGGAAGCAGCCCCAAGUCGAAGACUAAGUGGACUAAAGAGGAUGGACAUAGAACCUCCACCUCUGCUGUCCCUAACCUGUUUGUUCCAUUGAACACAAACCCGAAGGAGGUGCAGGAGAUGAGGAACAAGAUCCGAGAGCAGAACCUGCAGGACAUUAAAACGGCCGGCCCCCAGUCGCAGGUGCUGUGCGGUGUGGUGAUGGACAGGAGCCUCGUCCAGGGGGAGCUGGUGACGGCCUCCAAGGCCAUUAUUGAGAAGGAGUACCAGCCCCACGUCAUCGUGAGCACCGCCGGCCCCAACCCCUUCAACACGCUCACGGACCGCGAGCUGGAGGAGUACCGCCGGGAGGUGGAGCGCAAGCACAGGGGCCCCCCAGAGAGUCUGGAUGAGACUAGAGAGCAGAAAGACGGCCCCCCAGAGCCCCUGGCUGCCCCCUGCUCCCCCGGCAAGCUGGAGGAAGACCUGCAGGAUGCUGUUUUCCGAGACGACAGUGAUGCUGCCACCUUCAAGCCCACUCUCCCUGACCUGUCCCCCGACGAGCCUUCCGAAGCGCUUGGCUUCCCGACCCUGGACAAGGAGGAGGAAGCGGGGCUUGGCGAAGCCCAUGGCCCCCCCAGCCCCCCCAGGUCCUCCACGGCUGCCAGUCCCGAGCCGGCCCCGGCCCCGGCGGCGGAGGAAGCCCCCUCCCCGGCUGCCGAGGGGGCUGCCGCAGACCCAGGCAGUGACGGGUCUCCGGGCAAGUCCCCGUCCAAGAAGAAGAAGAAGUUCCGCACCCCCUCCUUCCUGAAGAAGGCCAAGAAGAAGAGCGACUGCUGA
This is a messenger RNA of Pipistrellus nathusii (Nathusius's pipistrelle), 2199 nucleotides long. The record is from the annotation of a GenBank genome assembly. NCBI's taxonomy places the organism in Eukaryota, Metazoa, Chordata, Mammalia, Chiroptera, Vespertilionidae.